Phycodurus eques (leafy seadragon) is the source of this 1910-nucleotide messenger RNA. It is a transcript of the gene fbxo45, whose product is annotated as F-box protein 45. Gene Ontology annotation, cellular component: synapse; SCF ubiquitin ligase complex. Gene Ontology annotation, biological process: synapse assembly involved in innervation; proteasome-mediated ubiquitin-dependent protein catabolic process. Bases 397 to 1257 code for a protein of 286 amino acids. Gene Ontology annotation, molecular function: protein binding. The transcript has 4 exons. Lineage: Eukaryota; Metazoa; Chordata; Actinopteri; Syngnathiformes; Syngnathidae. The record is from RefSeq and is a predicted model, not a curated record.
UUCAAUGUCCAUGCAUUGCCUUUAAUGGCAACAUUGACCCGCCUAACAUGGCCGCCACGUAGGCACGUUGGUAAACUGGGCUGCUCCACAGCGCUUAGCCAAAUGCCAUGGGGUGUGUAGUGACGUCACAUCAGGUCCUAGCACGUGAUAAAAGUGUAUUGAACUGCGGCGGUGAUUUAUCCUUAUUUAUACACUUAAACGUAAUGAACUAAGCAUUUUAAGAACUUAACGCCAUACUAGAAUGUUUUAGAAUGACCAGAGUAUCUGGUUAUAAUGUUACUGAUUAUUAUAAUUUUUUUCUUCAAGGACCUUUACGCAUCAUUUCCCCUCAGCGGUUGAACUGGGAAGAAUGGGAUCCAUACUGUUGUGGUUCCAGUAGCACCCAUUGGGACUAUUAUGUCGGGCGCGGCCGGUGGAGGCUCCUCUUGUCUGGGCGCAGCAGGAGCUAGUUGCAGCUCCGCCGGCCCUCUCUACACUACGGCGUCCGGGGGAGGAGCAGGGGUAGCCGGGAGGCUACCAGCUCGGGUCCUAGAGCAUAUUUUCUCCUAUUUAGAGCUCGCCGAUUUGACCCGAUGCGCGUUGGUGUGCUGGCACUGGAACAACAUUCUGGGGGAUGAAAACAGCGAAGUGUGGCGCAGCCUGGGGACUCGAACAUUAAAUGACGAAGCUCUGCGGUCUGACAUCCUGUGCAACCUCCCUUCAUACAAGGGAAAGCUCAAAUCCUUCCAACACGCUCUGAGCUCCCAUGACUGCUCUCGCAACGUGUACGUGAAGAAAAACGGAUUCACCUUGCACCGCAACCCCAUCGCCCAGAGCACAGAUGGAGCACGGGGCAAGAUCGGCUUUUCGGAGGGGCGCCACGCUUGGGAGAUCUGGUGGGAAGGCCCUCUGGGCACGGUGGCGGUGAUUGGCAUCGCCACCAAGCGGGCGUCCAUGCAGUGCCAAGGCUACGUGGCCCUUCUGGGCAGCGACGACCAGAGCUGGGGCUGGAACCUGGUCGACAACAACCUACUUCACAACGGGGAGGUGAACGGGAACUUCCCACAGUGUAACAAUGCACCAAAAUAUCAGAUUGGGGAGAGAAUACGAGUGAUUCUCGACAUGGAUGACAAGACAUUAGCCUUCGAGAGGGGUUUUGAGUUUCUGGGAGUUGCGUUUCGGGGACUGCCCAAAGCCUGCCUGUUCCCUGCAGUCUCCGCCGUGUACGGCAACACUGAGGUCACGAUGGUGUACUUGGGGAAACCACUGGAUGGCUAGGAGCCGUGUAUAACUAAAGGUUGUGAAGGCCGAACCGUCCUGUUUCUCCUAAGCAGCCCUUCGCAUUCAUAGCGAGGACUGUUGACAUUUCUACCACAUCUCAACAUGAAUUCUGAGUCAGAUUUUUAGACUGUGAAAAGGACUGUUUGUUUAUUUAUGCGUCAGAAUGGGAGCUAACACUUUUACAGUUUAGAUACCAGACUGCUUAUACAUGUAGGACAUCAAAUUAUAUAAACCUUUCACCCGAUUCAGCGCUGAACAUGAAGCACAGAUUUGGCCCAUCUAAACCAUUGUAGACUACGGCAAAAACUAAAAGAACUCAAUUUUAACGCAAUAAAGCUCGCUGUUAAAGAGUUAAAUAAACAGCUAAUUGUAGAAUAAUCUAUUAUAACCCUUAUUAUGAUUUGUAUGCCACAGCAACGCAACCUGACUCAGUAGUUGUCAUGCAUGGAAAGUGGCAUAUGGACCGUUAUAAUCAGUCGUUUUUAAUCCAACACAUCCAAUAAUGGUGGAAAAUGUCAUGUCAGUGUGUCCUUUUUAAUGUGCUACUAUAGUAUUACACUAUAUACUAUUUAUUUCUCUGUUUUAUCUAUGGUACUAUUACUGUAUGGUUGAAAAGCUGGAGAAUAAAGUUAUUACAUGGUGCCACUCUG